CAGCGGUUCGCUACAAUGAUUUUCAUAGGUGAUUCAGUUUCAGUACACUUUUUGCUUUGUUGGUGCGAACAACAAGAUUUUUCAGUGCUUGGUUUAAAAGUGAAAAUGAUUAAAAAACAAUCUGUUUCUAAACCAAAUGGAAUGUAACUGGACUGUGAAUGUGUUUUUGUUCAAUGGAUUAAAACUAUUUGUUAAAAAGUAAAGUUGUGAAAAAUAUGGAGGACUACCGCACGUCAGGGUCGGUGGUGCAGCAGAUCGAUGCCCUGGAGCUGCUGGCCCGCUACUCGAUGACGUCAGCGCGCGGCACCAGCGUGCUCUCAUCGCUGCACGAGUUCCGAGUGCACGAGUCCGAGCAGACCGGCAGCAAGCAAUGGAACUGGAAGUAUCUUAGGGACCAAUUCGACCAGAAGGACCUAGAAGGCCUCUACCGGCGGUACGACGACAAGCUGCGCGAGUCCCUCAUCUACAUCUACAUUUCUCUGCUGGUGCUGUUCACCACCACGCACAUCGUGGCCGUCGUCACCAGCACUUAUUGGGAGCUGGUCCAGUGGCACUCCACCUAUCUGUCCAUGGUGCUAUACUCGCUGCGCAUCGCCGUACCAGCCCUGUUCCUCUUCAAGGGCUUCUACGACCCCAUGAAGAAGAAGUGGUUCUGGAUACCGAUAUUUGUGACUUUCGUCAUCACUGUGGAUUUGGUGUUCACUGACAUAUCAAUAGCAAUAUUCAGCUCGGUGGAAGGCGUGGCGCUGCGGCCCGCAUACGCCGCCAUCGCUCUGCUCUCCCUCUACAUAUUCCUGCCAAUGAGGAAUAACUUCAUAGCCAUCAUCUUUGGGGUCUUCGUGAGUGUCGUCUACAUCAUCGUGUUGGCUUUCUCGACCUACGCUGAUGACCCGGCUAUUGGGGUUGUGGUAUCAUCUGACAUAAUAUUCCUGGUGGGAGUGAACCUGAUGGGCACAUACUUCCGUCUCAUGAACGAGAUCGUGACGAGGAGGUCUUUCCUCGACCGACGAGCGUGUGUGGAGAGCACGCUUCGACUCAAGUUUGUGAAAGAUCAAGAGGAACGUCUCAUGUUAAGUAUUUUGCCUGAGCACAUCGUGUCGAGGGUACGAGAGGACAUAAGGACCAUGUUCCUGAACAUUCAGAACGGCAGUUUCAGCCGCUCUAAGAGAACUUUCAGCCAGCUGUACGUGGAGGAACACGACAACGUGAGCAUCCUGUACGCGGACGUGGUGAACUACACCAUGAUCUCCACCACCCUGGCGCCGGAGCGCAUGGUGGAGCUGCUGAACGAACUGUUCGGCAGGUUCGACGAGGCUUCUGAGGAGCACGACGUUCUAAGGAUAAAGUUCCUGGGCGAUUGCUACUACUGCGUGAGCGGCAUCCCCAACCCCACAGCGAGACACGCCAAGAACUGCGUCGACUUGGGACUGGAAAUGAUCCGCAUUAUCAAGGACGUGAGGGAAAAGCGAUCACUGAACAUAGACAUGCGUAUCGGAGUCCACACUGGGAAGAUUCUGAGUGGCCUCAUUGGAAUGAGGAAGUGGCAGUUCGAUAUUUGGUCCAAAGAUGUCACCAUUGCCAACAAAAUGGAAUCUACCGGGAAACCCGGAAAGGUCCACGUGACCCAGCAGACUUUAGAAGAGCUGCUGCCACACGCCAGGGAGUAUAUAAUCGAACCCAACUUCGAUUCCCAAAACGACCCGUUCAUCAUGAAGAACAAGUUGGAAACUUAUCUACUAUCGAAGCCAAACAGACCAGGAUCAGACUACUAUGAGCCAUUCCGCCGAGCAUCAGUGGGAAUCCAGAAAAUCAUUAAGAAGACAGCCACCAGCGGAAGACGUUCGGACAUUAGGACCUCAAUGAACCCUCGCAGUGCGAACAAAUUCAUGGAUGACAACCUCGUUGAGUACCAACAAAUGCUGAAGGCUGCUGAUGCUCAAAUGGCAAAGGAAAUCGAAGACAUGACCAAUGGAAAAGAGCACUUCAAGAAGGAAUCCAAAUUGAACAGAUGGACUCUGAUGUACAAGAGCUUUCAACUUGAGAAGACGUAUUUGGUGCUACCGGAUCCAUUGUUUAAAUAUUACAUUUUGUGCUGCCUCAUAAUAUUCUUAUUGAUUUCGAUCAUCAAUGGGUUGACUACAAGAUGGUUCCAAGGAUUUUAUUGGUACACAUGGACAAUAUUUGCAGUAUUGCUUGUAUUCCUGAUGGUAAUGCAGCCUUUGACUUGGUUCCAAUUUCUGUGGAUCAAGUACCGAGGGAUCGAAGAACCAAAAAACGAAUAUCUUAGAAAGAUCUACGACACGUCUGCAAAUAUAAUCAAGUCAGUCAAAUUGAGGACUGGAAUGUACUUAUUGAUCAGUAUUGGUUUAGCUGCGUCGUCUAUGGUCAAUGUUAUUGGAUGUUUGCAAGUUAAAGUGGAAGGAACCGAUACAGUCAUCUCGAAUUGUGUUUCGUCUUGGCACGUAACCCAAAGCUGGUGUCUCGCUUUGCUGCUCAACUUUCUCUUCAGCCGAGUAUUCUUCAUCUUCAAAUGGCUAGUCGCGGGCGGAAUGACUAUUUUCUAUCUAGGAGUGGUUUGGGAAAUGAAGAGUCCACUAUUUGCCCAAGAUGCUUCCUGGAACGUAGGCAUGGACGCCAGAAUCUCACACACACUAGCCGUAGUAUUUAUAACCAUAACGCUGUAUUGGAUAGACAGGACGACGGAAUAUAGGAACAGGCUGGAUCACCUCUGGCAGAUGCAGUUGAAGGAUGAACAGACGGAGGCCGAGACAAUGUUAAAAGUCAACAAUAUGCUGUUGGAAAAUAUACUCCCUGCUCAUGUUGUUCAGGUGUACUUGGAUAUAAACAGACCAGUUGAUGAGCUAUACUACGAGAAGUUUGAUAAUGUAGCCGUUAUGUUCGCCUCCUUGACUGAUUACAAACUCGGAGUCGAAAACGAUGCUGACCUGAACGACAAAUUCUUACUGCAAAUUCUGGAUGAAGUGAUUUCGGACUUUGAUCGGCUAUUGUUGAACGCAGCAUCAGAACACAAAGUGGAAAAGAUCAAGAUGGCGGGAUGGACAUACAUGGCAGCGUGUGGCCUGGACCCCACCAGGCGGCAGUCUGACGACACGAUCUCUUACACCUCCGUCAUAGAACGGAGACAGAACAACUCCUAUAACAGAGCUAUUGUCCUCACCAUGGUCGAGUUUGCGGCAGCCAUGAUGAUGCAACUGCAGACUUUCAACAAAGGAUCCUUUCAGAGUUUUGAAGGCCUCAAUAUUAGGAUAGGCAUAUCAAAUGGUAAAGUGGCGGCAGGAGUAGUGGGCUCUUUGAAACCGCUAUAUGAUAUAUGGGGCCACGCCGUCAACAUGGCUUCAAGAAUGGACUCUACAGGCGAAAGAGGAAAGAUUCAAGUGACCGAAACUACAGCUCUGAUACUGGACGAGUGCGGAGUUUUGACGACGUACAGAGGCCAGACCUUCGUAAAAGGCGCCGGCUACAUCAGAACAUACUUCGUUCCUCUAGAUGACAAUUUCCACCUGAUAAGAAAAGAAAACAGUUUGCAGUUUUACCGAUCAGCUGAUCGAGAUCGCUACUACAACAUUCGAAAUGUUAUAAUGACUGAAACCGAUGUCGAUGAAGACAUCGAUGCGGAAAACUCGAAUUUCAAUGUUCGACAACUUUCUCAGGACGAUAGCAGCGACAGUGCCACUGGGAGUGAAAUUAAAGAAGAUUCACACGAAAUCAUGGAUGAUGAGAGUGUCAGCUCUUAUACUGAUAGUAUGCUAAGUUAUACUAAUAGUGAGAAUCCUGAAAUCGUAAUCACGCAUUGCUGAAAUAUAAGCCCUCUCAAUAAUUUUAGAAGCGAGACCUUUACGUACAUAAUAAUGUUACAGAGGCUUGAUUUGA
Messenger RNA from Plutella xylostella (diamondback moth), 3891 nucleotides. RefSeq names its product adenylate cyclase type 2. Gene Ontology annotation, molecular function: adenylate cyclase activity. Gene Ontology annotation, cellular component: plasma membrane. Gene Ontology annotation, biological process: cyclic nucleotide biosynthetic process; intracellular signal transduction; adenylate cyclase-activating G protein-coupled receptor signaling pathway. NCBI's taxonomy places the organism in Eukaryota, Metazoa, Arthropoda, Insecta, Lepidoptera, Plutellidae. The record is from RefSeq and is a predicted model, not a curated record.